Messenger RNA from Dictyostelium purpureum, 2055 nucleotides. RefSeq lists its product as uncharacterized. The annotation marks the transcript as partial. The record is from RefSeq and is a predicted model, not a curated record. NCBI's taxonomy places the organism in Eukaryota, Evosea, Eumycetozoa, Dictyosteliales, Dictyosteliaceae. The transcript has 3 exons.
UUUUUUCAAAUUAGUGAUAUAUCAAAUAAUAAUCUUUCUGGAAACAUUUCUUCUUCAUGGUGCAUGUCAAAAUCAAAUUUCUCAAAUAAUAAAAAUAUAGGUGGUUAUAUUCCAUGUUGCUAUAGCUUUUUUAUCAAUGAUACAAUGGUCGGUUCGUGGUUUAUGGGCACAUCUACAAUAGUUGAUGAAGCUUGUUUAAACAUUAAUUUCCCAAAAAUUGAUAUAAGUUCAAGUGAUAAUAAAACAUAUAUAGCAGGUGGAUAUUUAGGUUUUCAUGACAACUCAUUCUAUACUGAUCCAUCAUAUAACUGGGUAAUGGAAAGAGUAGGUACUUUGUUCUCCUGUAGCAAUUGCGGUUUACCUCAAGUUUUUAAUAUUACAUUUCCAAGCUCUAAAAAGACAUAUACCAUUGCAAACUAUGAUGCUCCACCUAAAUUAGAUUACUAUUCAAUUCAAGAUAAAACAUUCCAUGGUUCCUAUUUUGGCUAUGACUAUAAUUUAAUUCAUUUAGAAAUUGUUGGUGUUAGUAAUUGUACAAUUAAACAAUCUUCAUUUUAUUCAAUUACAAUCUCAAGUUGUCCAAAUAUAACAUUUGAUGAAAAUAAAAGCUAUAAUAUUAAAAUAUCAGUUGAUAAACAGUCAUCAAGUUUCCAAGUUAACCCAACAAAUGGUCAAGUAUGUUCGAAUGAUAAAUGUAAUAACCAUGGUGUAUGUGAUCUAAAUAGCCAAGGUCAAUGCGUAUGUGACAAGGGAUAUCUUGGUUCAAGUUGUGUUGCACCCAAACAAUGCCCAAACUGUUGUGAUACCAAUGGUAGAUGCGAUAAUACUACCGGUAUUUGUAAUUGCCAUAAUCCAGUUAAAUGGUUUGGUAACAACUGUCAAUACCCAUAUCACUUUGUAACUACAAUAGAACCGGCAUCCAAUCUUACCAAUAAUAUUGCAUAUUUCAUUGGUUGGUUUGGCGAUGACUAUCACAAUAAUGUAUCGGUUACAAUAUCACCAAUUGGGUCUUGUACAAAUAUUAAUAUCAAUAGUACAACUCUUAGCUGUACCAUUAAUAGUACAAAUGAAACACUACCAGAGGGUAUAUAUGGAAAUGCAACUGUAACCCAAAAUAAUUUUACAUGGAUAGGUAUUGGCCAGUAUUAUUUCGAAAGAUCAAUCAAAGAAUGCCCAAGUAACUGUACAAACUCUAAUCAAGGCAAAUGUGUUGAAGGUAUAUGUCAAUGCUAUAACAAUUGGAUAGGAUUUGAUUGUGGAACUUUUGAUUCUAAAAAUAGUAAUAACGGGAAUACAGCACCCCCAAUUAUCGAUACAGUAAUUUCAAAUAAUGGCACCACAACCUUCAAUAUAAAUCAAGAUCCAAAUAAACUAUAUUCAGAUUAUCAAGUUUUUAUAACCAAUUUAAUAGAGGUUGAUAUUAACAAUAAUCCCAUAUCAAUCUACCCUCUAUUUAAUAAUUGGGUAUUAAACUCAAUUAAAUACACAGAUUUUAACUCUAUGAAUGGUAGAAUAUUUAACUUUUCCCAAACAUUGCAAUCAACCAGAUGGUAUACCUCAACAAUCUACAUGACCAUCGAAGAAAUCUCCUCCAGUAGAAUUGAAAGUUUUGUUAAUAUUUUAUUCCCAUUAGAAUCAAAUUCAGUCAAAGUAUCACUCUCUAUAAACAACUAUCAAUUUUCAAACUCUUUAAAUACUUUACAACUCUAUAUGAAUUCAACAAUGGAGACUACAAAUAACAAUUUUAAAUAUAAAUCUGGUCAACUUAAACAAAGAUGCUACAAAAGCGGUAACAAUGUAACCAGUUUCCAAAAUGACCAAUUUAACUAUUUCUUAAUUCUAAAAGAAAAUGUUAAACUCUAUGGUAGAUUUUUAAAUAAAAUCAUCGCUGAUGGUAGAACAACCUGGAUAUCAACAUCAAUUCAAACCAAUUCAUAUAGUAAUAAUACUUCAAAAAACCCAAAUACUGACUAUGACUUUAUAACAGUUAAAUUAAAUUUACCACAUUGUAUUAAUAAUUGUAUUGUGGAUCCUGGUACGUUUUUAAAACAAUAG